This is a messenger RNA of Clarias gariepinus (North African catfish), 966 nucleotides long. RefSeq names its product B-cell receptor CD22-like. Lineage: Eukaryota; Metazoa; Chordata; Actinopteri; Siluriformes; Clariidae. Gene Ontology annotation, biological process: cell surface receptor signaling pathway. The record is from RefSeq and is a predicted model, not a curated record. The coding region runs from base 1 to 966 and encodes 321 amino acids. Gene Ontology annotation, molecular function: transmembrane signaling receptor activity. The transcript is spliced from 5 exons.
AUGGAAUUGGAGGCCAAUCAAGUGCCACAUGAAAUUAUCUAUGUUGACGAGGCUGGCUUCAACUUGGCGAAAAGGCGUCACCUGAAUCCUAAAGCUGUGGUGUCCAUAAAACCUGAUAAACAUGUGUUCACUUGUGAGAGAGUUACUCUACGAUGUGAUGUAAAUGAGGGAGGAGACACUGAGUGGACAUACAGCUGGUACAGAAAUAAAGACAAAAUCCAUGCGGAGGGAGAUAGAUUCAGUGCAGGCAGCACAAAGCGGGAAGUCAGUAUUAUAUGUAUAAUAAAGGCUGACAGUGGUGACUACACCUGCAGAGGACAAAGUGGCUUUCAGAGCUCAGAGGUCAGUGAUGCUGUUACACUGAGUGUAUCAGAAACACCACAGGCAGUACUGAGUGUAUCUCCACAAAGCUGGGUGACUGAAGGAGACCCAGUGACUCUAAACUGUGAGGUUACAGACUCCUCUACAGGCUGGACAUUCAGCUGGUACAGAGAUGUUCCCUACAGUGACAAUAAUGGACAAGUCAGGUAUAGGGCUGUGCCUCUUCCAGACAGCAGAUCUGAAGGCAAUUACAGUCUCGGUCCUGCUGCUAUUAAACAUACAGGAGUUUACUUAUGCAGAGGAGAGAGAAAAGAUCGAGCCCUUAAGACAUUUUACAGCGAUCUACAGCCACUGUGGAUAACUGGGGAAUCUCCUCCAGUGUCUCUAAUAAUCAAUUCCAACAGAACUGAACACUUCACUGAUGAUUCUCUUUCACUGAGAUGUGAGGACCAGAGUCACUCUACUGGAUGGGUAGUGAGACAUUACACUGAUAAAUGGGGCUUGUCAACUUGCUUUCAAUCAGGAUCAGUUACAGGAUCUGUAUGCAAAAUUAGCUCCCUCUCCACAUCCUACACUGGAGUUUACUGGUGUCAGUCUGAAUUUGGGGAAUCCGGUAAUCCUGUUAACAUUACAGUGCAUGUUUGA